Lactuca virosa is the source of this 1594-nucleotide messenger RNA. The record is from the annotation of a GenBank genome assembly. NCBI's taxonomy places the organism in Eukaryota, Viridiplantae, Streptophyta, Magnoliopsida, Asterales, Asteraceae.
CCCUGGAGAAAAUUCCAAAAUUGCAACAUUUUCCCCCUUUUUGUUUACGUUUACUUAAAUCUCAAAAAUCAAAAUGACCCCAUCAUUACUUUCCACUCAAUUCACCUAACAUCAUUUUUCAAAUUGGUUGAAGUUGAACGACUGAUCAACAACUGAUUUGUUAGAUACACCAACAGAUUUCAAAAUUUGUGUGCGUGUGUGUCAACGGAUUAGAUGAGGAUUGCAUCAGGCGGUGGCGGUGGCGCUGGUGGAGAAGCAUGGAAGGCACACGCGGCGAUGGCGUUGGUACAAUUGUUCAAUGGAGGAUAUCAUGUCAUCACAAAAGUAGCUCUGAAUGGUGGAGUCAAUGAGAUUGUUUUCUGCGUGUAUCGUGACAUCCUUGCCAUCUCUAUCCUUGCUCCCAUCGCCUAUUUCCGUGAAAAGAGAAUCAGACCAACUAUGACUAGGCAGUUGCUCAUGUAUUUCUUCUUUCUUGGGUUGACAGGGAUUUUUGGGAACCAGCUUUUGUUUCUUCUUGGUCUUGGCUACACAAAUCCAACCUAUGCUGCAGCCAUUCAACCUUCAAUUCCUGUCUUCACAUUUAUACUUGCUGCAAUGAUGGGUACAGAAACAGUAAAUGUGCUGAAAAGUGAAGGUCAGGCAAAAAUUGGAGGCACCUUAGUUUGUGUUUCUGGUGCCAUUUUAAUGGCUAUCUUCAAAGGACCAGCUUUACUAGGGUUUGCAAACACUGCCCCUGAAAUAAUUCCAGCUGGACAACCAAUGUUUUCUAAUCUUGCAACCUUAGGAAUUGACAACUGGCACAUUGGUGUUCUAUGCUUAAUAGGAAACUGUAUAUGCAUGGCUACCUUUCUAGCUGUUCAGGCUCCAGUGUUGGCUAUGUAUCCUGCAAAUCUAUCAGUUACAGCAUAUUCGUACUUUUUUGGUACACUUUUUAUGGUGGUGACAGCUGUCUCCUUCAACAAUGAGUCAAUGAACUGGCAUUUGACUGGGUCCGAGGUUUUGGCAGUAAUUUAUGCUGGAAUCAUCGCGUCUGCAUUGAACUAUGGACUUCUAACAUGGUCGAACAAGAUAAUGGGACCCGCUUUGGUUGCUCUUUAUAAUCCACUUCAACCUGCUGCUUCUGCUUUUUUGUCAAAAGUAUUCCUUGGUGACCCAAUCUAUUUGGGAAGCAUUUUGGGAGGAUUGUUGAUCAUAGUGGGGUUAUAUGUGGUGACAUGGGCGACUUAUCGGGAAAAACAAAAGCAACAGGCAGCCUUAGUAGGUCGUUCCUCAGAGCCACUCAUAGACCAGAUUUUUGGUGGGCCUUCCCCAUCACUACUUAAGUCUACAGAUUAAGGACCACACACACACACACACCAAAUGGCAAAUGUUGUUGUUGUUUUCUUCUGUUUUUACCUUUUGCCCUUCAAUUGUAUUUUUGGUUUUUGUGCAAAAUGUGUAAGCAGAAUAGUGACAGAUAGAAAUAUAUAUUCUUCCAUUUUGGGCUUUUCCUGAUGGGGUCAUUCAUGAGUGUAAUGAGUCUUCCCACAGAAUAUGUCCCUAUCACUCAUAGCAGAAAGAAAAAAAAAAUGUGAUGUUGUGGUGAUGAUAUGGU